This is a messenger RNA of Tetrapisispora phaffii CBS 4417, 597 nucleotides long. It is a transcript of the gene VPS25, whose product is annotated as ESCRT-II subunit protein VPS25. Gene Ontology annotation, molecular function: structural molecule activity; protein homodimerization activity. Gene Ontology annotation, cellular component: ESCRT II complex. The transcript has a single exon. Bases 1 to 597 code for a protein of 198 amino acids. Lineage: Eukaryota; Fungi; Ascomycota; Saccharomycetes; Saccharomycetales; Saccharomycetaceae. Gene Ontology annotation, biological process: protein transport to vacuole involved in ubiquitin-dependent protein catabolic process via the multivesicular body sorting pathway. The record is from RefSeq and is a predicted model, not a curated record.
AUGAGUGCAUUCGAUGAACUUCCAAAGGUAUACUACUUCCCUCCAUUAUACACCAGACAAGUGAAUUCUCUAAUACGGAGACAACAAAUUGAUACAUGGAUCGAUUUAAUAUUGCAAUACGCAAAAAGCAUGAAUUGUUGGAUGAUGACAUCAGAAGGUAAUUUGAUACAGACUAAGAUUGAUGAACUGACGGGAUCAGAUUCAAAUGCAAUUGAAAAGAAGUCUUUAUUCGUUAAUGAAACGAUUCAAAGAUCUAUUCCUCACACCUUCGUAGAAGAAAUUUGGACCCACAUGGUGGAAAACGGUAAAGCUAUAAGAACAGAACAUGACAUUGAGAGUAAUUCUGUAUACUAUAUUAUGUGGAAAGGCGUUGAUUUAUGGUCAUCUGUGAUUCUACAAUGGUUCGAAACUGCUGUCAAACUAAAUCAAGUGGUGACCCUUUACGAGCUAAGUCAAGGCGAUGAAACUAUUGGAUGGGAUUUCCAUGGAAUGCCUGAACCGUUACUAGCUAAGUGUAUUAAGAGUCUAUGUGACAGACAAAGGGCUACCAUAAUGAAAGAUGAAUAUGGAAAGCCUGUUGGUGUAAAAGUGAUAUAA